CUUAUCCGAUUUGUCGACAGAUUUAUCAUCUUCCCGUGUCUAAUAGUGGAGAAAUGGGAAUGGCAGCUACUGCACCGACGUCGGCGCUGGUGAUGGCUGCAGGACCCUUUCUGUCGGUCCUCCAGAAUCCUCCACUCUCCGGACGACUCGUGGCCUUUACCACUCCGCUCACUUACGCUGUGCGGCUCUCUCGUCUCCUUGAGCUACGCGGCGCCGUGCCGCUGCACCUUCCCACUGUCGUCGUGAAUACAACCUGUCGCACGAUCGCUUCCCUCAGCCUCUACCUCUCCGACGGAGCCCUAGAUUCCUUCUCCGUUCUCGCCUUCACCUCUCGCACUGGCAUCGCCGCCUUCUCCCUCGCCCUCGCAGAUCGGGAUUGUUUCGUGCCGCUCUCCUACGAGGGCGAGGCUUUCACCAUCGCUGCCCUAGGAAAGGACGCCGAGCUCCUCCACGAGGAAGGGCUCCUAUCGCGACUCUGCAGGAACUCCAGUCGGAUCCGAGUUCUGGUGCCGGAGAUCGCGUCCCCGGAGGGCCUAGUGAAGGCGAUUGGGGUCGGAUCAGGCAGGAGAGUGCUCUGUCCUGUCCCCACCGUCGUCGAUCUGGAAGAACCGCCGGUGGUUCCAGAUUUCCUGAGAGCUCUGGAGGCGCGCGGUUGGGUCCCUGAGAGGGCAUCUGCGUACGAGACUCUGUGGGCGGGGCCGCUCUGCGCCAAAGGAUUAGUGGCGUCGGAGGCGGAAGUGGACGCUCUAAUCUUCACGAGCACGGCGGAGGUGGAGGGCCUGAUGAAAGGAUUAGACGCAUUAGGGUGGGAUUGGGAGAAGGUUCGCCGGCGCUGGCCGGGGAUGCUGAUUUGUGCGCACGGCCCGGUGACUUGCAAAGGCGUGGAGAGAUUUGGCGUUCGCGUGGACGUAGUCAGUUCCAAGUUUAGUAGCUUCCAUGGAGUUAUCGAAGCUCUUGAAACAAAGUUAAGAGCUUUGACCGCAACAAAUUUUAUCCGAUAACAUCUACUCGGAAAAAAUAAGCAACUCGACUAUGAAAUUUAGGGUUUGCAUAGUAUUGUAAGAUCUAUGAAAGAAGAACGAUCUUUAUUUCUUUUAAGACAAACGAUACCUUGAAUGAAUUCAGCUUUUGUGACCA
This is a messenger RNA of Zingiber officinale, 1137 nucleotides long. RefSeq lists its product as uncharacterized. Gene Ontology annotation, molecular function: uroporphyrinogen-III synthase activity. NCBI's taxonomy places the organism in Eukaryota, Viridiplantae, Streptophyta, Magnoliopsida, Zingiberales, Zingiberaceae. The transcript has a single exon. Gene Ontology annotation, biological process: tetrapyrrole biosynthetic process. Bases 54 to 1001 code for a protein of 315 amino acids. The record is from RefSeq and is a predicted model, not a curated record.